AUGGAGGAGGAGGUCUCGAUUCCUCGAGAUACGGGCGCCUUUGAUCGGCUGCCUCCAAAUGUAAUUGAACGCAUUCUCUAUGUCGCCGAUGCCAACGUCUUUGCAUCUCUGGUGUUGCUCAACCGACAAUGGAGGCGGAUAUCCGACUCUCCGUCUUUGUAUGCCUACCAUUUAUCGCAAUGUCCCUCGUUCACAUGGACAAGAGGGGCAACCCCCGCGCCAAGCGAGACCGACUGUCUGGCAGACCUCAAACGCCAAUUUCUGGAGGAAAUCAGACGCAAUGCCUUUGACGUCUUUCUACGGCCUCGUCGGACCCUCGUUCGAUUGAUAUCCAGUUCUAUGAGCUCAUCCACCGCGUUUCCCCAGGGCGAAGUGUUUCGAUUUUCGUUCUCGGCUCAUGGUGAACUGGUCCUAUGUAUUAGCUCGUCUCGCAUCGUCGUGCUAGAUGUGGCCGCAGAACCGGUAGCUGUAAAAUACGAAUUGCAGACUCGCCGGCGACCCUUGGGGGCGACUAUUCAAGAUGAUGGCUCCCUUCUUGCCGUUCUAUCCUCUACGCACAGGGUCAAUAUCUAUCGACUGUUGAAUGAUGAAGUCAAGCAUUUUCAAACGAUCACCUUGAAUGAUGCCCCCAGAGACUUGACCUUCUCACCUAUGGGAAGCGUCCUGGCUUUGUCCUUUGAGGAUUGCAUCGAGGUGUAUGCCGUGGGAGAAGAGGUUCUGUCGAUAGAACGCCGAGCUGCGCGUUGCCCUCGUGUUGAUGCGCUUUCUUUCUCCCGGGAUGGUACUAUGUUGCUUGGAUCGGCAACGGACAAUGAACCAGGUGGCAUAGUCACGAUCACAGCUCCCUUCUAUACGGACAUUGGCAUAGACGCAUUGCCACAGGAGCUUCAAAUGCGCAUGUGGACAACGCAGAUUCUUUUUCCAGAGACCACUCCAGAGUGUACUUAUGCUUGCCUGAUGAAUGGUCACGAAGAAGCGGACGAUAGCUGGAUAAUUGGCUACGACAACGCCCUGGCAGCUUUCCGGGCAAUCAGACUCAAUAACUUCAAUACCGGCGGUGUAUAUUUUGCUAGUCCCUUUCUGGCUGAUGAAUUGCGAGAAACACUGCCCGUUAUGCUCCCAUCCACGGAUAGUGCGGGAGAACUCGUUGCUCUAGGAUUUCAAGAGUCCGAAAUAUGGAUUUAUGGAGUGCCUGCUCGUCUUGACAUGACCCCACCAAUCCCCGAAGGACAAGAUGCCAACGACUCCCAUUUUUGUGGAAAUCAUCAUAGCGAGGGGCAGUUGGUUCCUCGUGACAACCGGGCUCAGCUGGAGAAGAUAGUUCAGCAACCCAAGAAGGCGCUGAUUCGUGGCCGACGGAUCACUGAUAUGCAUGGAAUCACAUCUGCUCGCUGGGUACGAUGUACUGCGUCAAGCCAGCCACGUCGUCGACUUGUUGCAGUGGCGCCUGGUGGGGUACGCCCACAAGUACUCGGUGAAGAAGAUAUUCCCGUGGACGGUGGGAGGAUACUGGUCCUGGACUUUGAGAGAUCAACUACGAACGGCGAGGAGACAGAGUUGGAUAUCGAAGUGGGAGAAACUGCCCCAACGAUGCUCACGGAGCCGGACUCUUCACUAGACACCGAAGUCGAGCUGGAGAGGCGACGCACUCGUUUACAGCGUGGAGAUACGGACCCGACGACCUUGACGGGCCCUGUUCAUCGCCCAUCACGGGCACAUGCUCGAGAAACUCGUCGGGCUGCAAGUCAACAUGCGCUCUCACACCUUCAUCGAAGCACUUCUGCCGUUGUAACAUCUCCUGACGGGCCGACCCGUGGCGAGGUGGUCGAUAUCCCUUAUGAUAACACCCAGCCUCGAUCGCAAGACACCCUUCACCGGGCUGCUACAGCUGCGGCAUCCACGCGAGGACGUUACGAUCCACGAUAUCGAAACACGUCCGGUCGUCGCCAAAUCCCACAUGAGAGCGACGCAGACAACUGGGUGCCCCCGCCACCGCCGUAUACGCGCGAGGCCGAUCAACCUCUGCCCGACGAUCUGCAGGUUACACUGCUUCCAAGCAGGUCUCCAACUGCCCAGAAUCCCGAUGCCCCUGUUCAACCCGUCCAGCGAGCACAAACUGCCCGAGUGGCGCGAUCAACUCCAUCGGAUCGUUCUAGAGCACAAUCUGCUUUCUUACAAAGACUCGGUUCAAUUACCAGCAAUAGACGUUCUGGGAGAGGUCGAAGAGAGUCCCCUACAGCUGCCGAUGAAACCCCUGGUCUGGAGCGAGUCCAUCCCGACAUACCGCAAGUACCUCACAUACCACAUCAACAUCUCCCCAACCACAACCCAGCAGUCCAGAACAAUCAUGCCUGGCCUUCUCGCUCCGACAUGAGAAACGCACCCAUACCCAAUCUCCCAGUCGCUACCAACCACCUCCGCUCACUCCAACCUCUCCCAACCCUAGCCCUCCACCCAGCCGAACAUUCAUCUCCCCAAGGACAAGCCACACUAGGCGCAACCCUCCUCGGCGAAGACUACCUCUCCUACUCCGUGUCUUCCCCCAAUCUGCUGCACAUACCACAACCAUCUGGCAACGCCUUGGAUCUCACCGAUGAAGACGAAGAGGUGCAGAUCCUUGCAAGGCAGAGGUCAUUCCGCCGGCGCGUAUCAACGGAGCCGAAUAGCUUGCCGCCGCCGGCGAAUGAGGAGUGGCGGAGGCGUAUUGAGGAUUGGAACGAACAUACUAUCCGGGAACGGAGCCGGAAACGUCGAAAUAAAUGCAUUGUCAUGUAG
Molecule: messenger RNA, 2775 nt
Organism: Penicillium daleae
Lineage: Eukaryota; Fungi; Ascomycota; Eurotiomycetes; Eurotiales; Aspergillaceae
Product: F-box domain protein
Exons: 2
Coding region: 1-2775 (924 amino acids)
Molecular function (GO): protein binding
Source: RefSeq, a predicted model, not a curated record